Miniopterus natalensis is the source of this 1542-nucleotide messenger RNA. It is a transcript of the gene SYT12, whose product is annotated as synaptotagmin 12. NCBI's taxonomy places the organism in Eukaryota, Metazoa, Chordata, Mammalia, Chiroptera, Miniopteridae. The record is from RefSeq and is a predicted model, not a curated record. Gene Ontology annotation, cellular component: exocytic vesicle; plasma membrane. Gene Ontology annotation, biological process: synaptic vesicle endocytosis; calcium ion-regulated exocytosis of neurotransmitter. Gene Ontology annotation, molecular function: phosphatidylserine binding; clathrin binding; calcium-dependent phospholipid binding.
CUAGUUUCAGCCACCGCAGCGGGCAUCAUGGCCGUGGACGUGGCAGAACACCACCUGAGCGUCAUCAAGAGCCCGCCCGACUGGGAGGUGGGCGUCUACGCGGCGGGGGCCCUGGCGCUGCUGGGCAUCGCAGCUGUGAGCCUGUGGAAGCUCUGGACGUCGGGGAGCUUCCCCAGCCCCUCCCCGUUCCCCAACUACGACUACAGGUACCUUCAGCAGAAGUAUGGCGAGACCUACGCAGAGGCCAGGCAGAAGAGAGUGCCUGCCUGGAACACCCAGCGGGCCAGCACUCGGGGGCCACCCAGUCGCAAAGGCAGCCUCAGCAUGGAGGACACCUUUGAGAGCAUCACUGAGCUGGGGCCUCUGGAGCUGAUGGGCCGGGAGCUGGACCUGGCGCCCUACGGGACCCUCCGGAAGUCCCAGUCAGUGGACUCCGUCAACUCCAUCUCCUCCGUGAGCAAUAACUUUGGACAGGACUUCACGCUGGGCCAGGUAGAGGUGAGCAUGGACUAUGAUGCCACCUCCCACACCCUCCACGUGGCCGUGCUGCAGGGGAAGGACCUCCUGGAGCGGGAGGAAGCCAGCUUCGAGUCCUGCUUCAUGCGUGUCAGCCUGCUGCCCGAUGAGCAGAUCGUGGGCAUUUCCCGGAUCCAGAGGAACGCCUACUCCGUCUUCUUCGACGAGAAGUUCUCGGUGCCCCUGGACCCUGCCGCCCUGGAGGAGAAGAGCCUGCGCUUUUCCGUGUUCGGCAUUGACGAAGACGAGCGCAACGUGAGCACGGGCGCCGUGGAGCUGAGGCUGUCGGUGCUCGACCUGCCGCUGCAGCCCUUCAGCGGCUGGCUCUACCUGCAGGACCAGAACAAGGCCACCGACGCUGUGGGCGAGAUCCUGCUGUCCCUCAGCUACCUCCCCACAGCUGAGCGCCUCACCGUGGUCGUGGUGAAGGCCAAGAAUCUCAUCUGGACCAACGACAAGACUACAGCGGACCCCUACGUCAAGGUGUACCUGCUGCAGGAGGGGAGAAAAAUGAGCAAAAAGAGGACAGCUGUGAAGAGGGACGACCCCAACCCGGUGUUCAACGAGGCCAUGAUCUUCUCAGUGCCGGCCAUCGCCCUCCAGGACCUGUCUCUCCGCGUGACAGUGGCUGAAAGCAGCAGUGAUGGCCAUGGGGACAACGUGGGCCAUGUCAUCAUCGGGCCAUCAGCUAGUGGCAUGGGCACCACACACUGGAACCAGAUGCUGGCCACACUGCGCAGGCCCGUGUCCAUGUGGCACCCUGUCCUGCGAAACUAGCAGCCAGGGCAAGGCCAGGGUGGGCACUGGAGCUGCCUGGAGCCUGGCGAAAGCUCAGGGGUGACACCCCUCUCCGUUGUCCAGCUGGAGCCAUGAUGCUGGGGUCCCCGGUGGACUCCCCAUAAGCCAUCUUGGUCCCCCUGUCGAGACUGCAGUGGAGAAGGGGCCCAGGUCUCCCACUGAGGGCCAGCUGUAGCUGGGCACUGACCACCCUUCUCCCAUUUUGAGAUCCCCAACAGGUCUGCCUCU